CUCAUAACCGCACAACUUUCGAACAACUCACAACACCCACGCCCAUUUGCUCUCCAUUACACUUGUGCAAGCCGCACCUACCCCAUCCCCUUCGCUUUCAAAAUGCAGGGAUUCAACAUGGGUAGAUACUACCCGCCAGACGCCGAAAGUGCCCACCGCUUCAACACCUCCCAUCCACUCGGCAAUCGCGCCCGCAAAUCCAACCAAGGCAUUCUCAUCGUACGCUUUGAACUUCCUUUCGCUGUAUGGUGCGACCACUGCAAACCCACUGCGCUUGUUGGUCAAGGCGUACGCUUUAAUGCCGAGAAGAAGAAAGUUGGAAACUACCUCUCCACUCCGAUAUGGAGCUUUCGCAUGAAACACACUGCAUGCGGAGGUUGGAUGGAAAUUAGGACAGAUCCUCAAAAUGCUGCCUAUGUUGUCACGGAGGGGGGAAGGAAAAGAGACUAUGGCCCGGAUGAGAGGGCUACUGAGGGAGAGCUCGCGUUCCUAACAGAGGAAGAGCGGGAAAAAAGACGGAAUGAUGCAUUCGCGGCACUGGAGGGGAGGCUAGACGACAAGAUAGUAGAGAAGAAGAAUAAGGAAAGAGUGGAGGAAUUGUACGAAGCCUCAGAGGUAUGGGAGGAUCCAUACACUGUUAACCAGAAAUUACGGAGCCAAUUCCGGGUCCAAAGAAAGAUGUUUGAGAAAGCAACACAGCACAAAGAACGCAUGCAGGAGAAGUUCGGGAUUGGCAUUGAUAUCGUUGACGAGAUCGAAAGCGAUCGCGUUCGAGCUCGCCUUGUCGAGUACGGCGCUGGAGAAAGCUCAAGCGAUCAGAAGGUCGAUGAAGCGUCUAGAAAACCCCUUUUUGUACCAAAAGACGCCAAUCAAAAUAACGAUCCCGGCUCGCAAGCACGAAAAUUGAAAUCCGAGAUCAAGGCCGAGAAGACCCGUCACAAUCUUCAACAGACGCUGGUCAGCAACACUCGCGCUGCCAUCGAUCCAUUCCUUAUGGGCAAGAACGCACGAACAAAGACCAAGGGUGAUAUUAUCCCUGGCUUGAAACGCAAACGCUCUUUAGAGGCUAGUACCAGGCCCAUUCCAAUCACAACCGAACCUCCACCUAAGAAAACUCUGCCACCAGUCGCCCUGGUCGGCUACGACUCAGAUUGAAGUGACACAUCUUCAAUUCACGACGACAUUCACGACACUCAAGCAUUAAUAGGCGUUAUAUACCCCCAAGUCUGGAUCCCAUAAACAUAGACUUUGAUAGAAAGCGAAGCAUACAAGCUUUCGCCAAGUGUAGAAAAUAAUUUCCAAAAACCCUUCCAUUUUUUUCAAAGUCUUUCUUGCCCAUUUUCCACAAGCUGGAUGGGGAACGUAGUUUAGUGUAAUGUAGCCCUCCUUUACAACUAUUGGCCUCGAAGCUCACAAGUUAUCAAGGCAUUG
Messenger RNA from Lindgomyces ingoldianus, 1431 nucleotides. RefSeq names its product DUF572-domain-containing protein. The coding region runs from base 103 to 1155 and encodes 350 amino acids. Gene Ontology annotation, cellular component: post-mRNA release spliceosomal complex; U2-type spliceosomal complex. Lineage: Eukaryota; Fungi; Ascomycota; Dothideomycetes; Pleosporales; Lindgomycetaceae. Gene Ontology annotation, biological process: mRNA splicing, via spliceosome. The transcript has a single exon. The record is from RefSeq and is a predicted model, not a curated record.